This is a messenger RNA of Tarenaya hassleriana, 484 nucleotides long. RefSeq lists its product as uncharacterized. The record is from RefSeq and is a predicted model, not a curated record. The coding region runs from base 28 to 357 and encodes 109 amino acids. Lineage: Eukaryota; Viridiplantae; Streptophyta; Magnoliopsida; Brassicales; Cleomaceae. The transcript has a single exon.
ACAAAACCCUAGCCAGAACUAGUGAAAAUGAAGACACAAAACCUCUCUCUCAUACUCUGUCUCCUCACUCUCCUAUCAAUCUCAAUCUCCGCCGCCACAGCUGCCUCCGGUUGCAACCGCAAUCGCACCCGUAGCCGCAACAGCAACAGCUGCAAAACCUGCGUUUCGGAGCAGCUGAAUUACGGCUGCCCAAAGUGCGUUCCGCUGCUACGCUGCAUGGCUCGGUGCCUUUGGGGAGGUGGGUCCCAGAGGAAAUGCACCGCGACUUGCGGUUGCGACGCUGCCGCUGCGGUCAAGCCGUCGCUUUCCGACUGCAAGCGUUGCGUUUCGAGGUGCAAGUGUAGUUGUAUUGCUUAGAAUUUGAUUGGUCAUGAGUGUUGUGUAUGUAUCAACCCGUUCGUUAUAUAUGAAUAAACAUGUAAUAAGAGUGUUUAGUAUAAAGUUUCUGACUACGCAUGCUAUAUAUUUCACUUACUUGAAAAUC